This is a messenger RNA of Oryza brachyantha (malo sina), 1311 nucleotides long. RefSeq lists its product as uncharacterized. Lineage: Eukaryota; Viridiplantae; Streptophyta; Magnoliopsida; Poales; Poaceae. The record is from RefSeq and is a predicted model, not a curated record. Bases 10 to 1116 code for a protein of 368 amino acids. The transcript has a single exon. Gene Ontology annotation, cellular component: nucleus.
GCCACCGCCAUGGCCGCGCCCCAGAGCCCCCUGCGCCGAUGGAAGCCCUUCCUCGCUGCCUUCUCCUCCGUCGACGCCGCCAUCGAGGCCGCCGACCCGGGGCUCCUCUCUCGCGCCGAGUUCAGGAGAGCGCGGGAACGCGUCGUCGAGAUGCUCAGCGGCGCCGAGGACGACGCGGAGGCGGAGGAGCUCUGCCUCGUGCUCGACGAGGUGAUGGAGGAGUCGCUCCUGACGCUGCAGAUGGCGCCCGUGACGCCGGAGAGGCUGGCGUCCACCGAUCUCGCCCAAGUCCUCGGCGCGAUGAGGAAGCACGAGUCGGAGCGGAUCCGCAGCCUCGCCACCGACAUCGUCCGCGCGUGGAGGGCGACCGUCAACAACGACCUUGUCAGGAUGAUGGCCGCCCUGGAGAGGAUUCCUCAGUCUCCGAAGCGAAUCGAGACGGGUCGUCCCAAUCUCGAAGCGAAGGUGAUGCAGGGAUCACCGGCGCCCAAGAAGGCUAUCACCAAUGGCGGCUGCCACGUCAAUCCGACGAAGACCUCAGCGCCGUCGCCGCCCAAGAGAAGUGCUCCAGCUCCAGUUGUUGGCGGUGCUCGAGUCAAGACGGACUACAAGGGCGCAGCAGCAAAGCCGAAGGAAUCGGCGCAUCCGGCGAAGAAGCUGUUGGCUGACAUCAGCCGCCGCCAAGAUCAAGAUGGCAUCAAGUCCUACCUUAGUGACCCCGAGAAGCUGGCGGCAUUAGCUGCUCCAAAGCGGAAGCUUCACGAAGGACACCAAGAUCAGGAAGAGGAAGCGAAGAAGCGGCGCAAGAUGGCCGACAUGGGCGCAGCAACAAAGCCAAGGGAGCCUCCAGCACUUCCGCCAAAGAAGGCGCCGGUCCUCGUCGCCAGCGCCGGCCGCCGCAAGAGCAUCGAGCACUGCAAUGAAGACGAGAAGAUGGUCGCUUCCACAACGCGGAAACUACGUGAAAGCUACCAAGAGGCGGAGGAGGCGAAGAAGCGGCGGAAGGUCCAUGUCAUCGAGGACCAGAAGAUGCACCCAAUCAUGAGGAUGCGGAGCAGAGCCAGCUCCAUCGGCGAGGAGAAGAGCCUCGUCAUGUCGUCGCUUCGGAGGCGCUAGACCUUUUUAAUUAAAGACUCAGCAGUAUUUACUUAGCUAACUGUGCAUCCAAAGAUCCCAGUAGCUUAAUUCUUGUGAUGUAAAUUAACUGCGCAUCCAAAUGUCACCUUAAUUAAUUAGCUUCUUCUGAUGGCACGAGAACCCACCCCAUGUAAACAGCAAACCUUUUCUGAAAUCAGAAUUCGUAUAAUGAAU